AUGCAAAGUGUUGUUGUUGAUGAUCAUGAUGAUCAUGGUGAUGAUGAUGAGAUUGAGGUCUUUUCUCAUCCUCCAUUGUUUAGUAAUGAAGAACUAAAUGGAAUACAUGGGAUUAAAAGAGGUGAAGGCUUUAUAGAACUGGAUUGUGGAUGUACAAAUGCUACAUAUGGUGAUUCAGCUGGCAAGUUUAGAAUCUAUGGUAAUGGAAAGCUGGAAGUAUCUUGUGAUUGUUAUCCUGGUUGCAAUGGAGAAAAGUUGAGACCAAGUGAAUUUGAAGAGCAUGCAGGAAUUAGAGCAUCACAAAGCAAAUGGAACACUCAUAUUUGGGUGUUUGUGAAUGGGCAGAAAGUUCCAUUGAAGGAAACAAAGCUACUCAAAUACUAUUUGGGUUCAGCAACUGAUCCAACUUCCUGCAUUAGGCCUCGUCGGAGACUCAAAUUUCACCGGGAUGAGUUCAUCAAGUGCACUGCCUGCGCCAAGAUGCGCCGUUUUAAGAUGAGUGAUACAACCGAGUGUAGGGCCUACCAUGAAGCCUUCAAAGCUACUCAUACUUGGACUUGUUCUAAAUUUCAAUCUACUACACUAAAAUGUGAGGAUGAAGAAGAAAGGCAGUCAAAGCAAGUAUUACGGGGAUGUUCUGUGAACCCAAAAUGCAAAGGUUGUGUAUCGUGUGUUUGCGUCGGUUGCAAUAUGUGUCGCUUUGCAGAUUGCAAUUGUCGCAUUUGCGUGGAUUUUAUUCAAUUUUCUGAACCUUAA
This is a messenger RNA of Amaranthus tricolor (Joseph's coat), 756 nucleotides long. RefSeq names its product protein ULTRAPETALA 2-like. Gene Ontology annotation, cellular component: nucleus; cytosol. The record is from RefSeq and is a predicted model, not a curated record. The transcript has 3 exons. Lineage: Eukaryota; Viridiplantae; Streptophyta; Magnoliopsida; Caryophyllales; Amaranthaceae. Bases 1 to 756 code for a protein of 251 amino acids.